Messenger RNA from Cylicostephanus goldi, 1023 nucleotides. Lineage: Eukaryota; Metazoa; Nematoda; Chromadorea; Rhabditida; Strongylidae. The record is from the annotation of a GenBank genome assembly.
AUGUGGCAUAAGCUGAAUUGUCUCCGUUUACUGUUGCGUUUACUGUUCCAUAAUAAAAAACCGUUUAGUUGCGCUGCUGUUACAAUUGGCGAUCCAGUGUUGCGUACCGGAAAGCCACUUUCUGUUGAACUUGGGCCUGGUAUUAUGGGUUCCAUUUUUGAUGGUAUCCAACGUCCACUGAAAGACAUCGCAGAUAUGACCCAGUCCAUCUACAUACCGAAAGGUGUAUCUACCAAAGCUCUAUCUCGUGACGCGCGAUGGGAUUUCACUGUUAACAAGAAUGUGUUCGUUGGAGCGCAUGUUACUGGUGGUGACGAAAUCGGAUCUGUGCAUGAAAACUUAUUGAUAAAGCACAAAAUCAUGCUUCCACCAAAUUCUUGCGGCACUGUGACUUACGUCGCUCCAUCCGGACAGUACACGGUCGAGGAUGUCCUCUUGGAAGUUGAAUUUGCCGGACGCAAGGAAAAGUUUACUAUGUUGCAAAUCUGGCCUGUGCGAAACCCUCGUCCAUGUGCGGAAAAGUUGGCUGCCAACAAUCCCCUUCUGUGUGGGCAGCGUGUUCUCGAUGCUCUCUUCCCGUGCGUUCAGGGAGGAACCACUGCUAUACCUGAGAGCGUCUGUAGGACAUUGAUGAGUUUAGGUGCUUUUGGCUGCGGUAAAACUGUCAUUUCUCAAUCUUUGUCAAAAUACUCUAACUCGGAUGCCAUCAUCUACGUAGGAUGUGGUGAGCGUGGAAACGAAAUGUCUGAGGUAACUUACGAUUAUCGACGCCUUACAGCAAACGUACUUCGAGAUUUCCCAGAACUCACGAUGGAGGUUGAUGGAGUUACCACAUCUAUCAUGAAGCGUACCGCUCUUGUCGCUAAUACCUCAAAUAUGCCAGUAGCUGCUCGUGAAGCUUCUAUCUACACUGGUAUUACUUUGGCCGAGUAUUUCCGUGACAUGGGCUUGAACGUAGCUAUGAUGGCUGACUCGACAUCUCGUUGGGCUGAAGCUCUUCGUGAAAUUUCUGGUGAGGAUUGA